Messenger RNA from Coregonus clupeaformis (lake whitefish), 3338 nucleotides. Its product is annotated as protein phosphatase 1 regulatory subunit 42. The record is from RefSeq and is a predicted model, not a curated record. Bases 1309 to 2328 code for a protein of 339 amino acids. NCBI's taxonomy places the organism in Eukaryota, Metazoa, Chordata, Actinopteri, Salmoniformes, Salmonidae. The transcript is spliced from 8 exons. Gene Ontology annotation, molecular function: protein binding.
GAUAUCCACACACAAGGGUAAACUUUCUCCUCAUCUCAUCCCGCAUCUUUAGCAUUAGUCUCUUUUAUCAUCAAAUUACAAGGACACGUGCAUAUACUACAGUGGUAGGUAGAUUUAUAUGUACUUUGAAAGCCUGUUUUUUGCUGGCUAUCGGUGACAGCUUUGUUGAAAGGCUAAAGUUAGUUGCAUUGCUAGUUUGAUGUUUGUGCCUACCGUUAGCUACAGUAGUAGUAACAGUUAGCUAGUUAGCUAACGUUAGUUGCUACAGAAAAUUAAUGAAUGUGGCUUUGUGUUUAUCCUGUAAGUUAACUGCUGCUUGUGUCAGUUGUUUUGAACAUGAUUAACUGCUGUCCGUCCAGUCCCGAGGGCUUCACUGACCUUGCAGCUGCCGAGUGGAGAUCUCAUCUCAAUCGAUCAGAGGCACUCUUCCAUGUCAACUCAGCCUCAUGCCCUGAGAUCAAGUUUAUGAAAGACCUGCUGUCACACUCAGCUCUGUGUGCGUGUGUGUACCGCUGGAACUGAGGAAGAUGUGGAACAGGAAUAAAGCCUUGUUCAGAUGGCCUGCUUGGGGAAUAGAUGGCCUGCUUGGGGAAUAGAUGGCCUGCUUGGGGAAUAGAUGGCCUGCUUGGGGAACAGAUGGCCUGCUUGGGGAACAGAUGGUGUGCUUGGGGAACAGAUGGCCUGCUUGGGGAAUAGAUGGCCUGCUUGGGGAACAGAUGGCCUGCUUGGGGAAUAGAUGGCUUGCUUGGGGAAUAGAUGGCCUGCUUGGGGAAUAGAUGGCCUGCUUGGGGAAUAGAUGGUCUGCUUGGGGAAUAGAUGGCCUGCUUGGGGAAUAGAUGGCCUGCUUGGGGAAUAGAUGGCCUGCUUGGGGAAUAGAUGGACCUAAUUUCCACAAAUAUAGUGGUCAUCCCACCUUUGCCCCUCUAAUCCUUAAUGUCUGGUGUAAAGCUAGUUGGGAGAAUAAGAAUGACCUGCUAAUGCUUUUAGCAGUAGUUACCGGUGCUGACUUUGACAAAUGCUAUCAGCUUCCUUUUACACACAUUCAGUUUCAUUUAGGCAUAGCAAUAUUCCACUUUACUUCAAUGAGCACCUAAAAUCACAAAUAUUUCAUUGGGGAAAUAUAUAUUUUUGAAUAGGACAGACAUUUUCUGUGGCAUAACUCCAAUGACAUGUUUUUUCCUUCUGACUCAUCUCUUUACAGAUAGUUAAUGUGUUUCCCUUGUUCAGAUGUUUCUAGUGGUUGUUCUGUAAACGCUUGGCUGAAGCUGAAAAGGAUCCACUCUGAAGCAGGGUCUGUGACGAGCCAUCAUGGUCCGCCUCACCAUAGAUCUGAUUGCCAAAUCCAGCAACCAUUUCAAAAACAAGAGAAGCUACUCCCUCCCAAAGUACCUCAAGAAACUCACUCACCUGAACUUCUCCAACAAGAACAUAGAGGACAUUGAUGAUCUCUCCAUGUGCAGAAACCUCACAGUCCUCUACCUGUACGACAAUCAGAUCAGCCAGAUCUGCAACCUGGGCUUUGCCUCCAACCUCACUCACCUGUACAUGCAGAACAACAACAUCACUCACAUAGAUAACCUCUCCAGCCUGCAGAAGCUCUCCAAACUGUACCUGGGGGGAAACAGCAUCACGGUGGUGGAGGGGUUAGAGAAGCUGGGGGAUCUGAAGGAGCUCCACCUGGAGGGCCAGAGACUGCCCAGUGGAGAGAAGCUGCUCUUUGACCCCAGGACUCUCCUCUCCCUCGCUGAAUCUCUAGGUGUCUUGAAUAUCAAUAAGAACAACCUAGAUGAUGUCAGAGAUCUUGCCAUUCUAAAGAAACUCACACAUUUCUUUGCUGCAGACAACCAGCUACAGGACAUGCAGGAUUUAGAGUUGGUGUUCAGCCAAUGGCCUCAGCUGCAUCGAAUGGAUUUGAGUGGGAAUCCUGUGUGCCACAAACCCAAGUACAGAGAUAGGCUGAUAACUGUGUGCAAAAGACUGAACGAACUUGAUGGGAAGGAAAUUAAUGAGUUGUCCAGGCAGUUCCUGAUUAACUGGAAAGCGUCGAAAGACGCCAAGAAAAAACUGAAGGAUGAAAGAAUUAUGACCGGCCAGAUCACCUAUCCCUUUACUGACUUCCACAUGGGCCCCCAUCCUUCAUCCAACUAUAACUACGCCACCGUCCUGGGAAAGAGGAAUCCUCCGGAGUGUGGGAGACCCAGCAGGAAGGUCCGCUCAGAACACUCACAACUGGACAGUGCAGCAAUGAGGCCACGGAAUGUGAAGAUCCCAGUGAGUGCGGGGCUGCUUAGUGAUGUGGCCGACUCUGCUAAAGUCUGCGGCCUGUGAGACGGACAUGCCAGCUCUGCUAACACACACUCUGAUGACGCUCUCAUUGCAGAGCCACUAACACACACAUAUAUACACUCUGGUGACCCUCUCACCACUGACCCUUACCUUACACAUAACACAUAUUCAGUGCUUGACUUGGGCAGGAGCUCACUGGAGCUGAGUACCAGCAUCUAAAAUGUUUUACUGCUUGAGCUCCUGCACCUCUUAUAGAAUAUUAACUAGAAAGUAUUGUGGAACUCCUGCAACUAAAUAUAAACAGUACCGGCACCCAAAAUGGGUACCGGCACCUAUUCCAGUCCAAGUCAAGCACUGCACAUAACCUACCACUGCUGUGACCACACAUCAGGAGCGGACCUGAAGCCUGACACGCUCAAUACACUAUGGUCUGUCACUGUCAGGGACUGAUGGACUGCAGUAGAGGCACUUUAUGGUCAUAAUAUAUGUACUUAACUACCUGCACUCUUUGGAGUCUUGUUAAAAUGUUAUGACAGAACAAUAGCUGCCCUAUAAAAGCAAUGUCGGAUAUUAUAUCAAUGUUGUUUUUUUUUACUUUGCCUGUUUGAUGUUUGUUUUGUGUACCUGAGUGGACUUGAUAGGAAUUUGAAGAUACCUGGAUUUUAGAGUGUACGAUCUGAUGUGUUUAUUUAUGAAAACCCCUGAAUGCCAAAGAAUGGUGUUUGGGUGUGUCCAUGCUGGGAAGUCUCCAUUUCACAAAUGGCUUUAUUGGAUUUUACAAAUAUCAUUUUCACCAAUUUGGGAAGUUAUAUCCCAGAACUCUAUGUCAAAUAAGUCCACACCAUAAAUCCAAUCUGAGUUUGUGUUUUAUACAAAUGAAAUUACAGUAUAACCACUAUCUGUGUCCUUGAUAGUCUAGUUUGUCAUUUUUUCCUGCUGUAUUAAUGACAUGUUUUGUGGGACACCAACCGUGCAUUAUGAUGUCAGAUAUGCACUUAAUUGCGCACCAUUGUCAGAAAAUAUUAUUGUAUAAUAAAUGGUGAACGUUUUAA